Molecule: messenger RNA, 4173 nt
Organism: Kickxella alabastrina
Lineage: Eukaryota; Fungi; Kickxellomycota; Kickxellomycetes; Kickxellales; Kickxellaceae
Product: Nrap protein
Exons: 1
Coding region: 229-4092 (1287 amino acids)
Biological process (GO): tRNA export from nucleus; rRNA processing
Cellular component (GO): small-subunit processome; UTP-C complex; CURI complex
Source: RefSeq, a predicted model, not a curated record
AAAAAAAAAAAAAAAAAAAGCAAAAAUAUUGUAGAGGCGGAUCAAUCAAUCGGCUUCUUUUUUUUUCAAGUUUUUUUGUUGGUUUUAUUUUUUUACGUCUUCAGUUGUUCGUAUAUUUUUUUUUUGCUUUUUUUUGCACACCAAGACACUUUGUACAGGCCACGCUUACUAUCUAGUUAUUGUCCAGCUGUCUAGAAUCGACACUCUUCAAUACAAAUUAUACAACAAAUGGCAGCAGCAGGAGCUAAACGCAAAAACACAGCGGGCGCAAAGGCAGAGGCAGAGGCACAGGCACAGGCAGAUGGAGCACAGCAGGCCAAGAGGAGGCAGGCCGAGCCGAUAGCGUGCGCCAGCGAGGAGAUGGAGGACAGCCUAAGUGCCAGCGAAGACUGUGACGCAGACAGCUCUGGCAGCGACACCGAGAUGGGCGACGGCGAGACAAAGCUGGCUGGCGAGAACACUGGCGACGGCGACGACAACGCAGCGGCAGGAAAGCAGCACAGAGGCGGGAAGGCAGCGACCAACAGCGAGAUUAUGGCGCUGAACGAGGCCGCGCUGCUGUUCAAGUCCAACCUGUUCAAGCUGCAGGCCGACGAGCUGCUCGGCGAGGCGCUGGUGGUGGCCGGGACCAAGGAGACGCGCGGGCUGGAUGCGGCGCUGCGGCAGAUCCGCGAGGUGCUCGUUGCGCUGGAGGAGGUGCCGGCAGUGGACGUUGACGCGGCCAGCAACCUGGCGCGCAAGCUGGGCGUCAGCAUCCCGUUCCCGGACCCGGCGCCGCCGGCCGGAAUGGCGCUGCAGCUGGCGUUCAGCGCGCCCGCGGCCGUCACGGUCGUCGGCAGCUACGCGCUGGGCAUGGCCGUGCGCACGCGCAGCGGCAUCACCGUCGACGUGGCGGCGCAAAUGCCGGCGGCGCUGUUCCAGGACCGCGACCACCUCAACUGCCGCUACUUCUACAAGCGCGCGUUCUACGUGGCCAUGCUGGUGGCCGGGCUGCGGCGGUCGGCGCUUAACGACGCGUUCGACAUCGGCGUCGAGGCCGUGCGCGACGACGCGCGGCUGCCGGCCGUGGUGCUGCGGCCGCGCACGCGGCGCGUGGGCGGCAGCGUGCGGCUGCUGCCGUGCAUCGCCGGAGACACGCUGGCGUUGGCGCGGCUGGGCGGCGCGCGCAACAGCCUGCGGCCCAGCUUCAUCGCGGCCGGCGCGGCCGACGAGGACGCGCCGCCGACGCCGCAGUACAACGCCGCACUGGCCGGCGACGCGCUGAUGGUCGCGCACAUGCGCUUCCUGCACGAGACGGCCGGCAUGUGCCCGGCGUUUGCGCGCGGCGCCGCGCUGCUGCGCGUGUGGCUGCGGCAGCGCGUCGGGCUGGGCGCGCAGGCGCGCGUCACGGGCUUUGCGCUGAGCCUGGUGCUCGCGUGGCUGGUGCGGCAGGGCCGGGUGGGCAGCGGGCUGGGCGCGCACGCGCUGUUCAAGGCCUGCGUCGAGUUCCUGGCGGCGCGCGACUUCGAGGCGCAGCCGGUGGCGUUCGGCGCCGCGCUGGCCGGGUUCGGCGGCGCCGUGCUGGCCGACCCGACGGCGACGACCAACGUGCUGGCCGGCGUCGGCGACGGCGAGCUGGCCGAGCUGCGGCUGGCCGCGCGCGCCGCCGCGCUGGACGCCAACGCCGCCGACGACCGCUUUGCGCGCAUCUUCCUGGCGGCGCCGGCGCCGGCCGUGCAGCGCUUCGACCACGUGCUGCGGCUGGACGUCGCGCUGGCGCCGUUCCUUGCGCCGCGCGGCGGGGCGGCCGCGCGGCGGCUGGCCGAGCUGGACCACGGCAGCCCGGUGGCGGCCGUGCGCGCGCGCAUUGAGGCGCUGCUGGGCGCGGCGCUGGACGCGCAGGCGCGCGCCGUGGUUGUGCGCGCGGCGCCGUGCGCGCUGGGCGACCUGGUGCGCGCGCAGCGGCGCCACGUGUUCGUCGUCGGGCUGGUGGCGCGCGGCGACGCGGCGCAGCGCGUGGUGGGGCUGGGCCCGAGCCCGGCUGGCGACGCGGCGGCGGCCGCGCGGUUCCGCGCGCUGUGGGGCGCGCGCGCCGAGCUGCGGCGCUUCCGCGACGGCGCCAUCCGCCUGGCCACCGUGUGGGGCGGCGCCGACGCGGCGCCCGAGCAGCGCGCGCUGGUGCUGCCGCGCAUGGCCGCGUUCCUCGUGCGCCGCCACUUCGCCGCGCACGCGGGCGCCGCCGACGUGCUGACGCGCGAGGACCGCGAGGCCGCCGACCGCGACCCGCCGCGCGCCGCGCUGCCGUUUGCCGGCACGCAGCCGCGCGCGCUCAGCCUGGCGCCGCGGCUCGACGGCUUUGCGCAGACGCAGGGCGCCGGCGGCGCGGCCUUCGAGCCGGCGCUGGCCGCGCUGGACGAGCUGCACCGCGAGCUGGCCGCGCUGGAGCACCAGCUGCCGCUGCGCGUGCUGGCGCUGCACGCGGCGGCGCCCGCGCUGCGCUACGCGUCGCUGGCGCCGCCCAAGCCGCUGCGGGGCGGCGCCGACGAUGCGUUUGUCGCGCCGCUGCCGGUGGCCGUCGAGUUUGUCGGGUCGACGCGGUGGCCCGACGACCUCGUGGCGCUGCACAAGGUCAAGGCCGCGUUCCUGCUGCGGCUGGGCGCCUGCUACGCGGCCGCGCACCCCGGCGCGGCCGUGGCCGCCGGCGACCGGCUGCUGGGCCGCGGGGCGCGCGACGGCGUGGUGCCGCGCGCCGACGACUGCUUCGUGGACAUCGGCCAUGCCGCCAGCGGCCUGACGUUCCGCCUGUGGGUGCUGUGCGACCGCGAGGGCGCGCUGCUGGAGCGGCGCGCGCGCGACCUGCGGCUGGUGCCGGCGCUGCACGCGCAGGCGAGCGCCUACGAGGACGCGCACCGCCGCUGGCUGCUCGCCUGCGUGUGGCGGCCGCGCCACCACCGGCUGGUUCUCGGCCUGUGCCAGCGCCACCACCCGGCGGCUUCGCUGACCAUGCGGCUGCUCAAGCGCUGGCUGGCCAGCCACAUGCUGCUGGCCACGCCGGGCGCCGUGCCGGAGGAGGUCGCCGAGCUCCUGGUCGCCCACGUGUUUUCGGCGUCCGAGGCGGCGCCGGCGUCGGCGUGCGCGGGGCUUGCGCGCUGCCUGCGCGUGCUGGCCGAGUGGCGGUGGAAGGACGACCUGUGCGUGGCCGACUUUUCGGCGCCCGAGCACGAGGGCGACGACGACGAGGGCGCGGCGCGCGCGAGCAGCGACCCGGCCGUCACGGGCGUGUGGGCCAAUGUGCAUGGCAUGGGCGGCGAGGCGCGCAAGCCGCUGCAGCUGGCGUUCGACGCCGCGGCCGCGCGCGGCGCGCUGAAGGGCGGCCUGCGCGUGGCCACCGAGGACGACCCCGAGGCGCAGUGGUGGCCGCCGGUGUCUGCGGUCGCCACGCGCCGUCUGGCUGUGCUGGCGCGCGCGUCGCUGGCGUGCAUUGACCUGUGUGUCGAGGACGGCUGCGACGGCCGCCUGUCGGAGAUGUUCACUGCGCCGAUGGCCGACUACGACUUUAUCAUUAAGCUGGACCUGGACGCGGUGAGCCGCCGCUACGAGCAGCCGCCAAAGUCUGCCUUUGCCACCGGCGCUUCGCAGCCCGAGGACGCGGAGGAGCUGGUGGCUGCGGGGAAGAAGCCCGCCGAGAAGGAGGUGUUCAAGAACCUCCUGCCCGCCACCGCCGCUGCCAGCUGCCAGAUCGGUGGCGCGCACAGCUUCAAGACGCGCGCGAAUCCGUUUGGCCAGCCUGGGAUGGUUGGCUUCGACCCCGUUGCGCUGUUCGUCCACGACCUGCACGCCGUCUACGGCGACUCGCUGAUGCUUUUCAACGACGUUUAUGGAGGCAGUGUUAUUGCUGGGCUGUGGAACCCCGCGGUGGUUGCGAAGCCUGCUGCCUUUGCUUGCAACCUGAAUGCCAAUAUGGCUCCAGUGCCCAAGGAGGAGAUGGGCCCAUCGGCGGGCAGCAAGAAGCCACUUGUCAGGUUUAAUAUGCCGGCGGUGAUCGAGGAAAUCAUCCGCCUGGGCGACGGUUUGGUCGAGGAUGUCGUGAUCCAGAGAGACCCUGUGAUCUAAAAAAGAUAUAUAUAUUAUUUUUUUUUUGUCUUUUUCUCUUUUAAAAUAAUAUACAGGCGAAAAAUUUUCUCUUUUCUACAA